This is a messenger RNA of Hydatigera taeniaeformis, 729 nucleotides long. The record is from the annotation of a GenBank genome assembly. Lineage: Eukaryota; Metazoa; Platyhelminthes; Cestoda; Cyclophyllidea; Taeniidae.
UUGAACUUUCAGGUCUGCAGUCCCUCGCUCAUUCCCUGCAACAAGUGGACAGCUCUUUCCUUUGUGUUUUCAAACAGCAAGGGUUUCUUCGCAAGACCUACGCUCACCGUCUAUGUGAAUGUUAAUCGAGUAUUUGAGGGAGAAUUCCGAUAUCCCACCAUCAAGGAAGACCUUCUUCUGUUCCAUUAUGGAGGCUGUCCAUUAUGGGUCGAGGAGACCUGCUACUCUGGGCUCAUAUUGAGGCUACCACCCAAAGCUUUGGAUGCAAAGCCAAGCAAGGGAAAGGGGUCUGGGGUGUGGUCCAGUCUUGGUAUCGGUAGUCGUAGUGUGACGUCCAAGAAGCUUCCCGGUCUGCAACAAGUCAGCAUUGGUGGAGAACAGCUCCAAUGGGGUCCGUUAAACGCCUUUCGUGGACGUCUCUCUUAUGUUGCCGUCUUCAACGAUCCUGCCUCUGAGGCUUUCAUUCAAUGGCUAGUUCAGGGAGUUUUAUGCAUUCAGGCUGGUGCCCGUUUCAUUGGGACUGGCAGCUAUUCUGGCUGUCAUGAGUGGAAUCACGUUGUGUGCUCUCCUAAGGCGAAUCGUAUCAAAAGAUUCGAGGAGAUAAUUUUUAUGCUCACAAUUAUUUUGCAUAAGUCCGACUACAGUUCAGUGUCACCAAUAAAGAAGGUGUCUCAUCAGUAUCCCGCUCAAGGCGAGUUUUUCAGCAACCUGGAUGGAAGUAUCGCAUGA